Messenger RNA from Penicillium taxi, 1494 nucleotides. RefSeq names its product 4-aminobutyrate transaminase gatA (gene gatA). Bases 1 to 1494 code for a protein of 497 amino acids. Lineage: Eukaryota; Fungi; Ascomycota; Eurotiomycetes; Eurotiales; Aspergillaceae. The record is from RefSeq and is a predicted model, not a curated record. The transcript has a single exon. Gene Ontology annotation, molecular function: pyridoxal phosphate binding. Gene Ontology annotation, biological process: GABA catabolic process. Gene Ontology annotation, cellular component: mitochondrion.
AUGGCCUCCGCUCUUCGUUGCAGCACCAAGCUGCGCACUGCUACUCGUGUGCCUGCUUUCCGUGCUCUCUCCACCACCGCUCGUCUCCGAGCAGCUGAGAAGCCUUUCUUCCCCAAUGAGCCAUCUGCCCCCUCACUCUUGACCGCCAUCCCUGGUCCCAAGAACAAGGCCGCUGCUGCUGAGCUCAAUGAAGUAUUCGAUGUCCGCAGUUUAAAUUUGCUGGCCGACUACACCAAUUCCAUUGGUAACUACAUUGUUGAUCUUGAUGGUAACCAAUUACUCGAUGUGUAUGCUCAGAUCGCCUCCAUCCCCGUUGGCUACAACAACCCCCACCUCAAGGAGGUCGCGGCCUCCCCGGAGAUGGUCACCAGCUUGAUCAACCGCCCUGCUCUGGGUAACUUCCCCUCUGCUGACUGGUCGCAUAUCCUGAAGACCGGUAUUUUAAAGGCCGCGCCCAAGGGCCUGAACCAGGUAUUCACCGCCAUGGCCGGUUCUGACGCCAACGAGACCGCCUACAAGGCUGCUUUCAUGUACUACCGCCAGCAGCAGCGUGGUGGUCCCGAUGUCGAGUUCACCGAGGAGGAGCUUAAGUCCACCAUGGAGAACAAGUCCCCCGGAUCUCCCCAGCUCUCUAUCCUGUCCUUCAAAUCUGCCUUCCACGGCCGCCUGUUCGGCUCCCUUUCUACCACUCGCAGCAAGCCUAUUCACAAGCUGGACAUCCCCUCUUUUGAUUGGCCCCAGGCCACCUUCCCCCAGCUGAAGUACCCUCUGGAGGAGCACGUCCAGGAGAACGCCGCCGAGGAAAAGCGCUGCUUGGAGGAGGUCGAGAGGCUCAUCAAGGAGUUCCACAACCCCGUUGCCGCCGUCAUUGUCGAGCCCAUCCAGUCUGAGGGUGGUGACAACCACGCCUCCCCCGCAUUCUUCCAGGGCCUGCGUGAUAUCACCAAGCGCACCAAUGUACUCUUCAUCGUUGACGAGGUGCAGACUGGUGUCGGUGCGACCGGAAAGUUCUGGGCCCACGACCACUGGAACCUCACCUCUCCCCCCGAUAUGGUCACCUUCUCCAAGAAGGCCCAGACUGCCGGUUACUACUACGGUAACUCUGCCCUGCGCCCCAACAAGCCUUACCGCCAGUUCAACACCUGGAUGGGUGACCCGUCCCGUGCUCUGAUCUUCCGCGGUAUCAUCGAGGAGGUUGAGCGUCUUAAUCUUGUUGAGCACACUGCCACCACCGGUGCCUACCUGUACGCCGGUCUUGAGCGCCUCGCCCAGAAGUACCCUACACACUUCCAGAACCUGCGUGGUAAGGGCCAAGGUACAUUCAUUGCCUGGGACACCCCCAAGCGUGACGAGUUCGUCGUGAAGGCGAAGUCCGUCGGUCUCAACAUCGGUGGUAGCGGUGCCAGCGCUGUGCGCCUGCGCCCCAUGCUGGUCUUCCAGAAGCACCACGCCGAUAUCCUGCUCGAGAGCCUCGAGAAGAUUAUCAACCUUUAA